Messenger RNA from Bathycoccus prasinos, 10662 nucleotides. RefSeq lists its product with no specific name. Gene Ontology annotation, cellular component: actin filament; cytoplasm. The record is from RefSeq and is a predicted model, not a curated record. Bases 1 to 10662 code for a protein of 3553 amino acids. Gene Ontology annotation, molecular function: microtubule binding; actin binding. The transcript is spliced from 2 exons. Gene Ontology annotation, biological process: actin filament polymerization. Lineage: Eukaryota; Viridiplantae; Chlorophyta; Mamiellophyceae; Mamiellales; Bathycoccaceae.
AUGCGGCUACGCCUGAGAGUUGUUGGAAAUCCAGCAUGUGGAGAGGCCCUGCGAGCGGUAUUGCUGGGAGAUUUAAACAGUUCGAUGAUGACUAUGAUGAACAACAAAAUCAGGAAGACCCAUAAAAUUAGCGAUGGAAAUCUCCCCGAUUUUUAUCUUGAGUACGCCUGGAAAUAUUCACGCACUGAUGAUGAUGGUGGCCAAUCUUCGUUACCAGUGGAAGGAGCUACAGGGCCAAUAUACAUUGUCAACCGCAACCAUGUGGGAUUUAAAAUCAACGCCGAGGUAAAUAUUUAUUUUCGUGAUACAGAAACCGAGGAGAAGAUUUUUGUCGCUACAGUUAGAGGUGAAACCGAUGACGACAAGAUUGUACAACAGGAUAUUAACCGUACAGAUGAUAUGGAUAAGAGAAUAUUUCGAGGCAAAUCACAUCCAAGAAAAGUUGAAACGGGAGAAGAUCAUGAACUGCAGAGAAGAGAUGAAAGAGAAACGGUUCCAACUGCUUUUUCUCGGGGGUGGGAAAGGAAAAGCGAGCCUUUCCCUCCUCCUCAAAAUAUUGAUAACACGAAAGUAAUCUCUGCGAACAUGCAAGUAAGGGAUGAUAUGCGAGAUAGAGGGGAGGAGUUGCUUAUUCAUGGUCCGGUUAAGGACGGUUACGAUAAUGACAAUGAUGAAGUUGACGCAAACGACAGGGACGAGGAUGUGGUGUAUGUUGAUGUGCUUCGAAAGCUCAAAGCCUAUGCGCACUUACAACUUCGUCAGAUGAAUCACUUUACUAACAUCCUCCAGUUCUUCCUAUUCUUCGUUUUGUACUGUACGAUGUUGUAUCGUCAAACAAUGCCAUUUGAAAGUUACGGAGUCCAGUCGUCAAUUAUUGGGAUCUUACAUCCAAAGGUGGGGUCAACACUAGAUACGGGCUAUGUGUAUGAUUGGUUAAGUCAAGAAGUUGUGAAUCAUAUUUGGACGGAUUCUGUAUGUGGAGACAACGUUUGUCAAAGGCCGUAUGAAUUCCCGUCCUAUGGAAGGUUCGGGUGUAAAGUAGACUGUGGAAUUGCAACAAAUUUGAUACGGGUCUUGCUUCAUAUUCAAACAAAAUUUGAUCAUUCACAAGCAAUCGGUGCCCUCGAGCUUAUGUCGCAAGCGAAAUGGAACUUGUGUUUGAAAGAUCCUGGUCGAAGUGAAAAUGAUAUACCCCAUCUUUGUUGGUAUGAUAAAGAUCAGGAGUUCGACGAAGUGAACACGAAUAAACUUGUUAAUUUUGAUGUAAUUGAGGGCAAUUGGUACGUCCACAUCAAGGGAGAUUAUCUCGGUCUCGUUCAGGGUAAAAUCUAUCGAGUCGAAGAAAGCGGUGAAUUAUCGCUUGCACCGAUAUCACCCUCGUGGUCCACGUGCACAAAAAAGUCACUCUUCAAAAAUGUUCGCUCGAGAUUAUCAACGAGUAAGAAUGAUAGUGACUUACCCGAAAGAAGAAAAUCAUACAGUUCACGGAACCAGCCAGGCAAUGAAACCAGACGUCCAAAUGACUACCACUAUGACUAUUAUGACUACUACGGGGCUCCUCCCAUGAAUUACGACUAUCCUCCAGACAGUACUUAUGGAACUCCGCCUACCGAUUACUCACAGUAUGGGACACCUCCCACGAGUUACGACUAUCCUCCUUGGAAUGGUUAUGGAACUCCUCCCAGCGGUGAUUAUGAAUACGCACAGUAUGGGACACCUCCCACGAGUUUCGACUAUCCUCCUGACAGUACUUAUGGAACUCCGCCGACCGAUUACCCACAGUAUGGGACACCUCCCACGAAUUACGACUAUCCUCCUUGGAAUGGUUAUGGAACUCCUCCCAGCGGUGAUUAUGAAUACGCACAGUAUGGGACACCUCCCACGAGUUACGACUAUCCUCCUGACAGUACUUAUGGAACUCCGCCGACCGAUUACCCACAGUAUGGGACACCUCCCACGAAUUACGACUAUCCUCCUUGGAAUGGUUAUGGAACUCCUCCCAGCGGUGAUUUUUAUUACGACUAUCCUCCUGACAGUACUUAUGGAACUCCGCCGACCGAUUACCCACAGUAUGGGACACCUCCCACGAAUUACAACUAUCCUCCUAUUGGUACUUAUGUAGCUCCGCCGACCGAUUUCCCACAGUAUGGGACACCUCCCAUAAAUUACGACUAUCCUCCUUGGAAUGGUUACGGAACUCCUCCCAGCGAUGAUUAUGAAUACCCACAGUAUGGGACACCUCCCACGAAUUACGACUAUCCUCCUUGGAAUGGUUACGGAACUCCUCCCAGCAGUGAUUAUGAAAAUGGAGCUGCUCCGCCGUACGAUUACCCGCAUUAUGGCUAUCCUCCUUGGAAUUCUAUGGAGGUUGAACUCUCGAUAGAACUUUUGGGCUAUUCUGUGGCAACGUUCUUGGAUGAGGAAAAGGCCGCUUUUCUUGCAGGCUUGGCCUUUUAUGUAGGUGUCGAAGUUGAUCGGCUAACUAUUGUAGAUGUUUCUGACGUCGUCUUCAGUGGCACUUCGAAUAAGGAUGAAACUCCGCCGACCGAUUACCCACAGUAUGGGACACCUCCCACGAAUUACGACUAUCCUCCUUGGAAUGAUUACGGAACUCCUCCCAGCGGUGAUUAUGAAUACCCACAGUAUGGGACACCUCCCACGAAUUACGACUAUCCUCCUUGGAAUGGUUACGGAACUCCUCCCAGCGGUGAUUAUGAAUACCCACAGUAUGGGACACCUCCCAUGAAUUACGACUAUCCUCCUUGGAAUGGUUACGGAACUCCUCCCAGUGGUGAUUAUGAAUACCCACAGUAUGGGACACCUCCCAUGAAUUACGACUAUCCUCCUUGGAAUGGUUACGGAACUCCUCCCAGCGGUGAUUAUGAGUACCCACAGUAUGGGACACCUCCCAUGAAUUACGACUAUCCUCCUUGGAAUGGUUACGGAACUCCUCCCAGCGGUGAUUAUGAAUACCCACAGUAUGGGACACCUCCCACGAAUUACGGCUAUCGACGAAGAUUAAGAGCCGAGACAAAUGCUGUCAAAGUCGACUUUCAAUUGAAUAUUGAAUCGAUUCCAGAGGAAGACUUAGCAACUUUUGAAGAAAAACUCGUGGACGAAGACUUGGCCCCCCUGAUUGCAGCACUUAAUGCACAAACCGCUUUGACUGUCACCGAAGUCAAAGUGCACCUGCAUGGUUCUGGAACUCCUCCCAGCGGUGAUUAUGAAAAUGGAGCUGCUCCACCGUACGAUUACCCGCAUUAUGGCUAUCCUCCUUGGAAUGGUUACGGAACUCCUCCCAGCGAUGAUUAUGAAAAUGGAGCUGCUCCGCCGUACGAUUACCCGCAUUAUGGCUAUCCUCCUUGGAAUGGUUACGGAACUCCUCCCAGCGGUGAUUAUGAAAAUGGAGCUGCUCCGCCGUACGAUUACCCGCAUUAUGGGUAUCCUCCUUGGAAUUCUAUGGAGGUUGAACUCUCGAUAGAACUUUUGGGCUAUUCUGUGGCAACGUUCUUGGAUGAGGAAAAGGCCGCUUUUCUUGCAGGCUUGGCCUUUUAUGUAGGUGUCGAAGUUGAUCGGCUAACUAUUGUAGAUGUUUCUGACGUCGUCUUCAGUGGCACUUCGAAUAAGGAUGAAACUCCGCCGACCGAUUUCCCACAGUAUGGGACACCUCCCAUGAAUUACGACUAUCCUCCUUGGAAUGGUUACGGAACUCCUCCCAGCGGUGAUUAUGAAUACCCACAGUAUGGGACACCUCCCAUGAAUUACGACUAUCCUCCUUGGAAUGGUUACGGAACUCCUCCCAGUGGUGAUUAUGAAUACCCACAGUAUGGGACACCUCCCAUGAAUUACGACUAUCCUCCUUGGAAUGGUUACGGAACUCCUCCCAGCGGUGAUUAUGAGUACCCACAGUAUGGGACACCUCCCAUGAAUUACGGCUAUCGACGAAGAUUAAGAGCCGAGACAAAUGCUGUCAAAGUCGACUUUCAAUUGAAUAUUGAAUCGAUUCCAGAGGAAGACUUAGCAACUUUUCAAGAAAAACUUGUGGACGAAGACUUGGCCCCCCUGAUUGCAGCACUUAAUGCACAAACCGCUUUGACUGUCACCGAAGUCAAAGUGUCAACAUUUGUCCUACGAAUACCAAGUCCUCCUCCUCCUCCCUUUCCUCCUCCCCCUUCUCCCACUCCUCCCUUUCCUCCUCCCCCUCCUCCCCCUCCUCCCUUUCCUCCUCCCCCUCCUCCUCUUCCGUCACCCCCCCCUUCCCCACCGCCGAACCCACCUCCCCUCGUGCCAGCUGGAGACAACUCUGUCAUUUACAGUAUGAUCUUUGAAAUUUCGGAUGUGAAAUUACUGGAGAUCGACGAACGUGGAUUGUCAGCUGAUGGGAGCACUCGACGCCAAGUUAUCCGACGAUCUUUGAUUGAAGUCAUUUCUGAAAAAUUUGGCAUCAGUAAAGAUAAUAUUCGAGUGACAGAAAUAAGAGCUGCGUCUUCAACGAGCCUCUUCUGUGAAGUCACUGCUGUAACAAGUCUUAUGUUUGGAAGUGUUACUCAAACAAUUAUAAACAUGUUCAAAUACAAUGACAUUGCCUUGCUAAAUACAUUGAAAGGUUCGAUGUCUGAUUCUGGUUUAACUGCAGUGCGUGUGUACCAAGUUAAAGAGACUGUUCUUGCAUCGCCACCGCCGGCCAUUUUAUCUCCGCCGCCGAGGAACAUGCCCCCACCGUUUGCUCCUAGUCCACCGCCUCUUCCACCUCUGAAAGUCUUCGAGGAAUACCCACCUUUACCAGCACCACCGCCGCUACCAUCGCCUCCACCUCUCAUCAUUCCGCCUCCACUACCGCCACCACCGAGUCCCUCACCUCCACCUGAUGAUAUUCCUCCAGUUAUUACCCUCAUUGGUUCGAAGCAUGUGAACUUGGAGCAGCUCGAAACAUACAAAGAUUCCGGGGUAACAUGCUCAGACGGCACAGAUGGCACCAUCUCAGUGAUUACAGUGACCGGCAUUGAGAGUAUUAAUACGGAUCUUCCAUCCGUAGAACCCUACGUCAUUACGUUCGAGUGCUCUGAUGUGCUCGGAAAUAAAGCUACCGUCCAGAGAACUGUUCAAGUCAAUUCUCCUUGCCCUGAAUUUUCAAGGUUGUGCACAGAAUUGGAACCAAUGGUGUGCGCCUGGGUCGAUCCAAAUACCAAAGUCGCGUAUUGUAUUCCACCUACGGAUGAUGCUGAUGUUGUUGAAGAAAAGUUUGUCGCCGAAGAGUACGUGCCGCCGGAGAACAUGUAUAAACCAGUAUUGACACUUUUGGAAGGCACUUAUACUUCUGAACUUGGCAAAGUUGAGCAAACCAACGCGAAUGGCGAACUGGAAACUAUUCUAAUCAUGCGCACGUACGUUGAACAAUUCGAUGUGUACGUUGAUCCAGGAGUAUUAGCAUGGGAUAACGAAGACGGCAAUCUCACGACGUCGGUCCGAAGCGCGGGUAAAGGUCUUGUGAAUACCGACGUGCUGGUUUCGCGUCCAUUUACUAUUAAGUACAGCGUAGAUGAUUUAGAUGCGUUCAACCCGAAGAGUGCGACGGAGGUGCGUCGACAGGUGUUUGUUUUGAACCCGUGUAGGGGAACGCUUCAUGAAGAUGGAGUAACUGAAGAAAUUGCUUGCUCGAAGGACGCUUCUGGGACCGUUAGUUGUAGUCGAAAUGGCAUUUGUGGUUUAGAUAUCGUGAUCGAAGAAGCAUUCAUUGUGAAAGCACCUGAACCACCAAAUAUCACGCUUCUUGGUCCAAAAAGAAUCGAGAUCAACCAAUACGAAGUGUACAAAGUUUGCGGUGAUCUAAAGCUUGCAGGAGAAUCUUGCGAUGAUGGAGCGAGAGCAGUAGGUGAGUUCGACGGUCCAAUCUCAGUCGCAAAUAACCCGGAUCAAAUAUUUGCGUGCGGUUUGACCUUCGCCACAAGAGGAGUAUCUGGGUGCAGUAUUGAUACUCAUGUUGCAGAUACGUACGAUAUCACAUUCUAUGCGAUGGAUUCUUCCGGUUUACAAUCCGAGACUGUCACGAGGAAGCUGGUCGUUAUUCCAUCGUGUCCGCCGGGAGAAGUGGCGUGCAAAAAUACACCCUGUUCUGUAGAUGGAGUUUGCUUAGAGGAUGUUGAGCUGGAAAGUUUUUUCGACAUUGAGGAAGAUGAAGUAGCAGAUCUUCCAGUCGCCACCUUGAAAACGUAUGAAGGAUAUGGUGAAGUAAUACAGAUCAAGCAAUACUCUCCGUACUAUAAAUGCGAUGCCGAUCAGAUUCCAACAGCUGAAGUCCCUUGCGAACCUGGGAUUUUGGUAACGCAACCCCAAGAUGGUUAUGCAGAUCCAAUUGAUAUUUCAGAAUUUGCUCUGUCCUGUCCGCCUCCUGACUGCUUAGGCUUUAUUCCUGCCUGCCCGGCCCAUUACUUUAAGAAUAAAGGAGUUAUUGGUUGCCCAAUCAAUGUGAACGCGAAACCGGGUACUACGUUUGAUAUGGAAUUUAUUGUUUUAGAGCAAAAUGUUCAAUUUCCGAGGCAAGUCUCUGUGAAACGCACAAUUGUUAUCAGCGAGCCGUGUGGUACGGGCCAGAAUCUCUGUAUCGUCAAUGGCGUGCGGCAGUGCAGCGAGUUGGAAUGCGACGUGCUUCUCAAGUUAUCCGAGUCAGUUGUUCAAGAAGAUACGGCGCCACCAGUCAUUCAUGUCGUGGGAAAUGUUUCUUACGAAGUCACAUAUGGUGAGACGGACGACACAAUCUUUUUGAAUGCCUGCGCGUCGGACUCGGAUCGCUCGAACUGUUUGAUGUAUGCAAUUGAUGAGGAAGACGGAGACGUGUCGAGUUCGAUUUUAUCAUCACAGAAUGUUGAUUUGAGCACUGGAGCGUGCGGCAUAAGCGACGUCACUCGAGGCUCCUGCAUACCUGGAACGUAUUCGUACACUUACACCGCUUCUGAUUCUAAUUUAAAUGAGGCGAGCGUGGAGAUCAUCGUAGAGAUUGUAGAAUUGGGUAAGAUGAAUACUACAAUUACUGUUGGACCGUACUAUAGUUUAGAUUCCGCGAACGUCGCCGCCGGCAACUAUUUGAAAGAUGGAAGCAAUGCGCGAGCGGCGAUUGAAGCCGGUCUCGCUCAAACGCUUGUUUCAUCUGGCGCGGGAUCUUUUGAAGCGUCGGAUGUAUCAGUAGUUUACACGGCGGUAACACGCUCGUCAAAAAGUACGUGGUCUAUUUAUAUCACCUGUGAGAUUUACAUUUCAACUGGGAAGGUGUCUUCGUCCAGUACUGCAAAGAAACGUCGCCGCAUCUUGUUGGAAGAAGAAAGUGAUGCUUCUGCAAUUGACGGCGCAUUAUCCUCGAUCGAAGCAUCCCUAACUGCGGCGGCUUCUAGUGGGACGCUAGGAUCGUCUUUAGAGGCAGCUUCGAGCGCGGCUGGCGUCGAGUCCGUACUGGUAUCGCCAGAAGUGAUGACGACGAAAGUUGCCGUGACAAAGACUGUUGAUUUGGAAGCUUCCAAACUGACUGCCGUGAAGGCGACGGUUGAAAGCAUCUCAGCUCGCCUUUCCGCGCUAAGCACUUCAGUUAGACGCGUACAAACGAAUAUCAACAAUGAUAUCGAUUUUGAAGGUUACUUGACAUUCAAUGAAAAGGCCUGGGAUACUUCAAUGGAGGCGAGUUUAGAAGAACAUGCAGAGUUGACGGCGUACGCGAGUGAAGCUUUUCAAUUACUUAAUGCCACUGUUAGCGCGCAAACUUCAAAUAACGACGUGUUGAUUACGCUUCAAGAAAGAGCUGUGGAGUUGAAGAAUGCACUUGAAUCCACUCUUGAGACAUUGAAUGCGAUGGAUUCUGGAGAAGACGGGACUGGCUCUGAAACCGCAUGCGAAAAUAUUAAUUCUUGUGCAUGUCCAAAGCGCGAUAAAGGCGAACUUCUCGUUUUUUUCAACGCAACGAACGUAUUCACCUACAUACCAGACGAUUUUCCUGCAUCGCCUCCACCACCCCCUCCUCCUUCUCCACCGCCCUAUCCACCUGACGUGCCGACGGGAUGUGCGCCGGAAUAUGUUAUGGCCUACGGCGGCUGUGCAAGCGCCAAAGACCAGAAAGUGAAAGCUAGACGACUCUUGAGAGAUUUGAAAUACUCCAAAACAGACUCCGUUAAUGGUGUUGUAGAUGGUGACAUUAUGACGACGGGUAAUUCUGGCAAGUUCUAUUUCGGCUACGAUGUUGAGUAUAAGGUCAAGAAUGAAGUUGAGAAGAAAGUUACGUACGUUCCAGAGAGAAAAGUUCUUGGGAAAAAUACUUUGAUUGGGGGUGUUUUGAUUACGCAGCAUCGCACCAAACUAAUGUAUGGGUCUCAGUGCUCAAAUCGAUUCCCGACUUUGACUGCCACUUGCCGAGACUUCAAUCAACCGAGCGUGGAUCCAUUCGGAGUUGAUCCCGUCUUCUCUAGGUCUUCCAGCCUUUUCGGUGGUGUGGACUUGGAGAACAAUAUUGGAAAAUAUUACAACAUUUCGGAGCUUCCACUUUCAGGUGUCCCGAAUGGUUUCAGCGUUCGCUCUUCUGAUUUGGAACAGGGCCGGAAUGGCUUCUCUGUAUUCAUCGAUAUAAUGUCGAGUAAUAAGCAAGCGAAUCGGAUAGUUUCGUACAUGCGGGAAGGGAACUUCAUCGAUACUUCGACCAAGUCUAUAGUUGUGAAAUUUGCAACAUUCAAUCCAUUGUUAGUAAGAUUCACAAAUACGGAAGUUCAGUUCGAAUAUUCGAAAGGCGGCAGCGUGGAAGUGAAACCCAAGUCGCGCGUCCUUAUCAUGGGGGCGUACGAAGGCAUAGCGGGCUCCCUUCUACUUGCCGUGGAAAUUGUCGUGUUGUGUUGGAUUAUUUACACUGCGCGCGCUGCAUUGGCAGAUUCUCUGAUACUAAGGCGCUCGGAAGAUGUCGCAGUCAUGCGAACUAUGCAACCCAAAAAAGUUGUUUCUACGACCUCGAUAAUCAUCGAAGUAAUAAUUCUCUUGCUUCAAUUGAGUGCGUUCGUCGUAUGGUGGAUUCAUCAAGGUGUGUAUGCGUACAGAUUCUCACCUUCGCUACGUUACGAUGUGUAUAACUCUGUAGGCGAGCCCAACUCUAAUUUCUUGUUGCCUUUUAAAGAUCAAACCGGAAACGAAAUUUCGAAUGGGGGAGUAGUAAAUGGGACAUAUCGAGUUCCUGAAACUCCUAGAUAUGGCUGGGAGUUACCAGAGGACGACAGUGGAUACGUAUCUUUACUCGAAAUGUAUCAGGACCUUGAUAUUAUGACAACGCUGAGCGUUACGUACAACACAAUCACUGGCAUUGUUCUAAUAUUGCUCUUUAUUCGAUUUCUUUUACUAUUGAAAUUUCAGCCUCGCUUAGCCAUCAUCACGAAAGUGUUAGAGCGAGCGAGCGUAGAUGUGGCUCACUUUCUGAUGAUUUAUUUUGUGCUUCUUGCAAUGGCGGCGACCUUGGGAAAUGCCAUGUUUGGAGCAUCGAUUGAGUGUGUAUCUUCUGUGCCUCGGGCUUUUGAACUGUUGUUUCUUUUGCUCAUUGGAGCGACGUCUUUUACGGAGUUUGAUCCAGAGGGACAAGCUGGAAAUGCAAUGGAUACAUUCUUCUUGGUUUUCUACUGCGGCUUGAUUCCGAUAAUUUUCCAAUGGAUAUUAUUUGAGUUCUUCUUAGCAAUUAUGGGUGAUGCUUUUGGAGAGGAGAAAGAAAUUUUACAUGACAUCGAAGCCACCGGAGAUACGCUGGGAAACGAUUUCACGAAGCUCACAGAAUAUAAAGUAAUGACGCUUAAAAAAAAAUGGCCAAAAUUUGAAGACGUGAUUGAUUUAUUGAAUGAAGCGUUGGAGAUUCAACGUAGUGAAGGGGUUACUAUGAAAGAGGAGGACCCCUGUGAUGUCUCAGUCGGUUUGGACGAGAAUUUAGAAGAGGGUGAUUUUGAAACAAAUCUUGCAAUUGUCACUCACGUGGUCGAGAAACAAUUUACACCUGAGGAGCAACUGCUUUCAACCAGUUCUGAUAUGCGAAGGUAUGAACCGACACUUAUAGCCACGUCUCUUAUAAAGAAUAAACCUAAAGUGGAAGACAUUCACAGAGAUUUGAAUCGAAACAAAGAAAUAAUCCAACGCAUGAAGUUAAACAUAUUUCGUCAAUUUCAAAAAUUGGUACAUGAAUCGCGUGAUGAAAUGAAAUUAUAUGCUCACCAUCAAGAAAUAUUGGCAAAACGUUCCGAAACCAAUGGUACUCGAUGGAAGGGAAUCAAAGAACUCGCCGAGGAUAUUGAAAUUGCGUUACAAGAUGUAACGAAGGAAACUUUCGAUAAACAUAACAUUAAGUCCAAGGUGAGAGAACUUCAAGCCAUGCGAAGAGAAGCAGAAAAUGCAUACGAGAAAAAAUGGAAGGAGGCCAUUGAAAAGGUGAAAAGGUACAGAAGUGCUCCUCAAAAAUCGGUAUAUGUUGCAACUCGAGCGCUUCUGCGUUCCAAAUCGAAAGGCUUGAAAAUCCAGCAAGCGCUCAAAUUCCAAAAGUUGUUUUCUCAACAUGGGUCGAAGUCAUCAAAUCGCCGUCACAGGGAGAAACAAAUCGAAGAGAGCAAAGAUAUUGAGGCUGAAAUGAGUGCCUUGCGCGCUCUUUUAAAUAAGAACCAGAGAUGA